UAUUGCUUCUAGCUUCAGACGAGUGAUAAAGCUUUCUUAAUAAGCACUUGAACUAAAAAAUGACACUUGAAGAAAUCCACGGACAGGAAAGCACAGUUGAAACCACAGACAGGAUGCAGUGUGCCGGCAAAGCACUCGAGGAACUGCUGCUCUCUGCAAAAAGCCAAGACUGUAUGACGGUCGGAGUUUACGAGUCUGCAAAAGUCAUGAAUGUCGAUCCCGACAGCGUGGCUUUCUGCGUACUGGCAACUGACGAGGAGUACGAGUGCGAUAUUGCUCUACAGAUCCACUUUACCCUCAUCCAGGCUUUUUGCUUCGAUAACGACAUCAACAUCGUGAGGGUUAACGACACUCAACGCCUUGCAGAGAUCGUGGGCAGUACCGAUGAAUCCGGAGAACCCAAGGACGUGCAUUGCAUUUUAAUCACGAAUCCAAGUGAUGAUUCGUGGAAAGACCCUGCAUUGGAAAAACUGAGCUUAUUCUGCGAAGAAAGCCACAGCAUGUACGAGUGGGUGCCCGCUAUCACACUGCCUGAGCGCUGAACGCCGACUCAGCCACGUCACUUUCUUACUGAGGAUGCUUUAUCCUUUUUGUUGCAAAGCCAGCCAUCCUUGGAAUACAUGGUGGACCCAUUCUGUUCCAGAGAACCCGGUUGGAUUACCCAGUUGAAGAAUCAACUGUAAAGCUGGAGGUGGACAUGCUGGAGAUCCUCUGAAGUCAAGGUCUGGUUGUGGAGGUGCAGGCAUGCAGACUGAACAGUUCCUGUGCAGGUGCCACUGCAUGCCACAUGGCAGAGAAGGUGUACGAUUUGGUGCUGAAGGAAGGGAUUAAAGGAAUAUUGUUUUUGACAGACUUAUGGAAUGAUGAGCAAAGGGACAUUUGAUGAAGAGAAGAGUCUUUGAAAGACUGUUUUGGGGACUUUUUCCAAUGUGAUGGAAUGAACUUGAUGUGACUUAACGGACACUAUGAAAGGAACCCUGAACUUUUUCUACAGUUUCUGUGACACAUGUGAGACUGUUUGAGCCAGGACUAUUAUGAGUAAUUGAAACACAUUUUACCUGUUUAUUCUAAAUGGGAAGAUGUUUGCAAUGAAUUCAAUAAAUAUUUAAAACCUA
Polypterus senegalus (gray bichir) is the source of this 1115-nucleotide messenger RNA. Its product is annotated as growth arrest and DNA damage-inducible protein GADD45 gamma-like. Lineage: Eukaryota; Metazoa; Chordata; Cladistia; Polypteriformes; Polypteridae. Gene Ontology annotation, cellular component: cytoplasm; nucleus. Bases 60 to 542 code for a protein of 160 amino acids. Gene Ontology annotation, biological process: regulation of cell cycle. The transcript has 4 exons. The record is from RefSeq and is a predicted model, not a curated record.